AUGAAUUAUGGGUAUAAAUUUGAAACGGUCUUAGACACAUUGACGUCGAAUAGUGAAAUACACUUAAUAAGGUCCUUAGAAACUGGGGAAGCCUUUAUUUCAAAAGUAUAUGACAUUUAUGGAGCUAGUAAAAAUGACUUAAAUAGAUACAUGAAUGAAUUGCACAUAAUGCAAAAGUUGGAAAAUUGUGAAAAUGUAGUCCAGGUUGUGGACUUUAUUAAGCAGAAUGAUUCUCUCUCACUUAUAACUGAAUUUUGUACUCAAGGUGACUUAUACACGCAUAUUUUAAGAAGAAAGAUGAAGAAUGAAAUGUACACUGAGAGUGAAAUUUUUAACAUUUUUAAUCAAAUAUUAAAUGGAUUAAAUUCAAUUCAUAAAAAUGGAAUAACCCAUGGUGAUUUAAAAAGCACAAAUAUUUUUAUUAAGGGUGAUAAGGUUAAAAUAGGAGAUUUUGGAAUAUCACAAAAAGGGUCAAAUAAUAACCUAGGGACAUUGAAUUUUUUAAGUUAUGAAUCUAUUUUAUUUAAGAAAACAAAUAAAUUGAGUGAUUUAUUUCAAGUAGGUUGUAUUUUAUACGAAUUAGCCACUUUUUCAUCUCCCUUUUCUGCCAAAUCUAUGGGCGAUAUGAUUUCCUUCUUUGAAGAUAAAAAUUAUAAAAACUAUAUUGUUAAGGAUAUAUCAAAUAUUUACUCAGAUAAGCUAGUGAACAUUAUUUCAAAGCUCUUAUCCUUGAACACUUCAGAGCGAUUGGAAGUGGUCACCAACUACAGUCUUACUAGAACAGAGAGUAUAAAUUUAGAACUUUCAAAUAGUGCUCAAUAUGCUCUUGUGUAA
Plasmodium coatneyi is the source of this 834-nucleotide messenger RNA. RefSeq names its product Serine/threonine-protein kinase Nek1. The transcript has a single exon. Gene Ontology annotation, cellular component: cytoplasm; autophagosome. Gene Ontology annotation, molecular function: protein serine/threonine kinase activity; ATP binding. NCBI's taxonomy places the organism in Eukaryota, Apicomplexa, Aconoidasida, Haemosporida, Plasmodiidae. Gene Ontology annotation, biological process: autophagosome organization; peptidyl-serine phosphorylation; autophagy. The record is from RefSeq and is a predicted model, not a curated record. The coding region runs from base 1 to 834 and encodes 277 amino acids.